Messenger RNA from Siniperca chuatsi (mandarin fish), 1658 nucleotides. It is a transcript of the gene tmem216, whose product is annotated as transmembrane protein 216. The transcript has 6 exons. Bases 118 to 546 code for a protein of 142 amino acids. NCBI's taxonomy places the organism in Eukaryota, Metazoa, Chordata, Actinopteri, Centrarchiformes, Sinipercidae. Gene Ontology annotation, biological process: non-motile cilium assembly. Gene Ontology annotation, cellular component: ciliary transition zone. The record is from RefSeq and is a predicted model, not a curated record.
UAUCUGAGCAGCAGCAGCAGUAGUAUCACAUGCAGCCUGUAGGGGGCAGCAGGUCCAGAUCGGUUUAAAACCGAAGACGGGGCACUUCCUGCCAAGCUGUUGCCAUGGCAAUCGGACAUGGCGCCUGGGAGCCAACAGAUCCUUUCGUCCACUCCGCUGCAGGUCCUCCUCUACCUGAACAGCUGGUACUUUGCUGCCUUCUACCUGGCAGAGAUUCUGAUGUUCAUCUAUAAAGGGCUUGUACUCCCCUACCCGGCAGAUAAUCUGGUUCUGGACGUGGUGCUGCUGCUGCUCUUCCUCGGUCUGGAGACUCUCAGGAUCUUUUACGGUUGGAAGGGGAAUCUGUGUGAGCGCUCUCUGGCCUCGUGUGCGUCGCUCUUCAUCCUGGUUCCCUGUGCGGCGCUGGCUGUUUACUACCUGCUGCUGCAGACCUUCGUCCUGCGGCUGGAGUUCCUCCUCAGCGCCGUCCUGCUCUGCUUCUACAGCCUCGAGUUCCUGCUCGGACUCCUCUCCGUAUCCGCCUUCUCCAGGUCCAAAGUGUACUGAAGAAGACAUACUUCACCUGAAACACAGAGCAGCACACGGAUCAACAGUGGAUGUCAAAUGUACAGAGACUUUCUUCAGAUGCCACGUUGUAAAUAAAACAUUGUCUAUUUUCCUAUUAAAAUGUAAAUCUGUUCGACACUGAAUAUUAUCUACUGUUGGUUUUAUACAAACUGUUUGUACUAAGAUCCAUCCACUUAUCUGGGUCCAGGCUGCGUUCAUUUAAGUAAUUCUAUCAUUAGGAAUGAUUGUUAUAUACUGCUGGGAAGUUCUGAAAAAUAUCUGAUAUAAUAAUGAAUAAUUUGAGUCCAUACCGUCCCUGCUGGUUUCCAUCUUACUUUCAUACUCAGGCCAAAUACCUGAUGACACUGAACUGCUUUUGACGUGGCAUUAAGAAGCUCUUUAAAAUGUAUUAAAUGUAACUUUGUGAGCCAUAAUAAUAUCGAGGUACAGGACAGUCUGUGGAAACACGAAACCAUCCUACUGAGGCGGUAAAGAACAUCAAUACAGACAAAAAAAGACGUUAAGAUUGAUCCUACAGGAAACGUAAUGUUGAUGGUUUUAAUUGUAAGUAAUAAAAGUCAAACACAGUCAAACGGGAGAGCAGGACAUCUUACCAGGACUUGGUGCACCAGGUGAUGAUGGCGAUCACGUAGAGAGAGCGGACGACGGGCCACCAGAAGAUCCACAUGUUGGUGUUGUGGCUGACCUCGCGGAAAUGUUUCUCCCUGAACUGGGAAGCAACAGACAGCACAACGUCAACACGAGCACCGCGUCCUGUCAAUUCAGCCGAUCGCGCUUCCUUCUGUCCUCGCCGGCUCUGCAACUUUAACUGUUUUAAACAGUUUUAAACUGGGUUUACUGGUUUUUCUUCUUCGCUUGUCUUAUUUUCCGCAGUAUUCCAAGUGCAUCCUUACUCACUCAAAGAAGGAAGAGGUCCAAAUAUUUGUCCCAUACAGCCACGAUUUAUGGUCUUAUAAUGUCCAGCCUUUGUCUGAAAAGGACACCCACUGCACCGGUAGCCUCACACAGUCCAAUUAUUCAUUUUAUUUAUUUAUUUUGUCUUUAUUAAGUCUGUUCUCUUCUUUGUGUAAUAAACACAUGUUGACUACCUA